GCACUGCUAGACCUUACUGACACUCAGAUGCCUUUUGGGGGCCAUGUUUUCUAUGUUGAGUCUGUGUACCUUUGACAUAAUUAAUGGCUGUGUGCAGCUAGGUUGUCCAAUGCUCUCAAUGGGCUAUGGAGAAAUAGUGUGUUAUUUUCCAUCAGAAUUGCCCAUUCUUAUAUCUUACGUCCAUGUCUCACAUCUGUCUUGACAUAUUCAAGUGUGUGUUUUCAUGUACAUAUUGCACCUAUUGUUGAUUUCAUAUUUCUUGCACAUGUUAUGUUUCUGCAUGUUUACUUGAGCAUGUAGAGAUUAUACUUUGUUUUCUUGGGCUCACAUGUUCUGUCCAUGGUCCCACCAUAUGCAGCGGUCUUCAUGUGUGGGACCCAUGGCCUAUCUGACUAGCACUUGCUCCCUUUGUGAGCUGCAUGUUUUCACAGUUAGGGUUCACUCUGCACAUAUGCAUGCCCCUUCGCAUGAUAUGCUGAUGUGCCAUGUUCAAAGCAUGUGUGCUUAUGGUUACACAUUACUAUUUCUUAAUUUUAUUUGACAGUAUAUCUUGGGAGCCCUGUGCUCAUUAACUCACUUGGCACUCCAUUGUGUUUAUAAAUUCUUAGAUAUUUUUUCUCCAGAGAGGACACUUACUAUUACCUAUUAGAGUGGGUAACUGAGCCUCCAUCUCCCCAAAGAACCAAGCCUUGCCUUGCUGACCUCUCUGGCCUGUGUGUCUUCCCACACAUUGUCUCUCUAGUGGCUGUGUACAGCCUGAGGUCACGGAGCUCAGUGCAUGCCGCAGGGUCAGCCCUGCCAUGCACAUUACCUGUCCCUAACUCUGCGCUGUUGGCAUGUAUUUGAUGAUGGCAGCAUCUUUCCCCCUAGCAUGUUAAUCCCCAUUCUGUAUGUUUCUCUUGUGUGUACGAUAGUAUGUACCAUCUUGAUUGUUGUCACUCUACUUUCACUGUGGCCAGGUAUCAAAUGUAUAUAUUGAGGGUAGCUUACUGUUAGGCUUGGUGUGUUCACUGUUCUCCCAGUAACUUUUCAUAGUUAGUAGUCCUCAAGAGAGUAGCUAUCUUAAGUUGAAUCUUCAUCUCUGUCAUUCAUUAUGCUUGUGUGGGUUAUGUACACAGCCUUAUGGUCUGGUCAGCAAAUGUUUAUGAGCCCUUCUCUGCCUCCUUUUGUCAUGGGCAUUGGGGAUAAGACAGAGUCCCUGUUCUCAAGCUGCUUAUAGACUAGAGAGGAAAACAAAAAUGACAGUGAGCAGUUAUACGCAGUAGUGUCAAGAUCAGUGGAUUUCAAACUCACCAGGAAGGCAUAUUAAAAUACAGAUUAAUGGGCCCAAUACCCAAAAUUUCUGAUCCAAGCGAUCUGGGUGGGGUCCAAGAAGUUGCAUUUUCACACUUCGAGAACCAGUGAUUAAGAUAAAAGUGUAAUGAAAAAUCAGGCAUGGAGGGGUUCAGGAAGACCUCCAACAUGUGACACUGAGCUAAGUGAGGCGGGUGAAGGGGGUGGGAGGGCAUUCCAGCCAAAAGGAACAGAAUGUUCAUGGCACAGAAGCCUGAAAGAUCAUGGUGUGUCUUAGGAACUGAAGUAAAGCAGUUUGGGGUAAAGAAGUGUUUGUGGGCAUGUGGCGGAAGAUGUAAGCAGAAGUCAACUUGUCAAGGAGGGCCUUUAGGCAAGACAGGGAUAUGCCCAGAUCUGUAUUACAGAAAAAUCUCUGGUUGCCAUGUGGAAGAAGAAUUGGAGGGGGAAAGUGAGGAGCCUAUUGCAAAUAGUCCAGGGGGAGGAAUGUUGCUCCAAACUUGCAGAGGCAGUGGGAUGGGGCCGCUCCAGAGCCUACCAUUUUAGUUAGAGCAGGCAGAGACUCCUAUUUCCUCUAUUGCCUGUUACCUUUGCUCUUGGCAAUGGGCUUAACUUUGAGCACAGCCCUUCCCGUCAUUGGAAAGGUGUGUCUUUGGCCUUGAUGUCAUUUGCCUGAAUGUUUUUGUGAAUUGUGACCGUGUCCCCAGAAGUGUGGCAGCAGAAUGGAGGAAGGAGGAACAGCCUGGAAGGCAGGUUCUGGGUGCGUGCCCAUCUUCCUCCUGAGCCCUUCCCUCUCCCAGGGCAGGUGGCGUGAUAUCCCUUUUACUCUCUGCCCUCUUUUUUUUCACUUGGUGAGACCUUACCCUCCGUACCUGCCUGACCAAACUGCCUCUGAUGUCGCUAGGAGGGAGGGAAGAAGUGGUGGGAUUCCCUUGCCUGUCUGUGGAAGCAGGAUUGAUAGAUGUAGUUACUCCUGGUAUGUCCGUGGCUUUAUCUGGAACAAGGGAGGCUGCCUGGGUGGAGAGGGAUUUUUCUAGGUAUGCAUUUCUAAUCUUUCAUCUGUCACUGAAUGUGAUUAUAAAUUUGUGUGUAUGUGAACUAGUCUGUCUUUGUGUGCCUGUGUUUGCAGAGUGACAGAGCCUUUAUUCUUGCCAGUCAGCCCUUGAGAAUGUCUGUGGGCAUUUUGUGACUUUUGUGACUUUCACUGUAUCUGCUGUGUGUGCACCUAUGUAUAUGCAUACAGGCGGCAGUGUGACUGAGUGGUUAGGGGCACAAGCUGCUUAGGUUGAAAACUAGGAGGUGCCUCUGAGGAGCCAUAUCACCUCAGGUAACCAGAAUGGAGCUGUGGCCAGGGGCAUGGACAGUGUUGCUGCUGCUCUGCCUGCUACUGCUCUUCCUGCUGCCCACCCUGUGGUUCUGUAGCCCCAGUGCCAAGUACUUCUUCAAGAUGGCCUUCUACAAUGGCUGGAUCCUCUUCCUGGCUGUGCUCGCCAUCCCUGUGUGUGCUGUGCGAGGACGCAAUGUCGAGAACAUGAAGAUCCUGCGUCUGAUGCUGCUCCACAUCAAAUACCUGUAUGGGAUCCGAGUGGAAGUACGAGGGGCUCACCACUUCCCUCCCUCACAGCCCUACGUCGUUGUCUCCAACCACCAGAGCUCCCUCGACCUGCUUGGAAUGAUGGAGGUCCUGCCUGGCCGAUGUGUGCCCAUUGCCAAGCGGGAGCUACUGUGGGCCGGCUCUGCUGGGCUGGCCUGCUGGCUGGCUGGAGUCAUCUUCAUCGACCGGAAGCGCACUGGGGACGCCAUCAGUGUCAUGUCCGAGGUCGCCCAGACCCUGCUCACCCAGGACGUGCGGGUCUGGGUUUUUCCUGAGGGCACAAGAAACCACAAUGGCUCCAUGCUGCCCUUCAAACGCGGUGCCUUCCACCUUGCAGUGCAGGCCCAGGUCCCCAUUGUCCCCAUCGUCAUGUCCUCCUAUCAAGAUUUCUACUGCAAAAAGGAGCGUCGUUUCACUUCUGGGCGAUGUCAGGUCCGAGUGCUGCCCCCAGUGCCCACAGAAGGGCUGACACCAGAUGACGUCCCAGCUCUGGCUGACAGAGUCCGCCACUCCAUGCUCACUGUUUUCCUGGAAAUCUCCACUGAUGGCAGGGGUGGUGGUGACUAUCUGAAGAAGCCUGGAGGAGUGGGCGAGACCCAGCUCUGAGCUCCCUUCCCAUCUACCCACCUUCCUCCACACACCUCCCAGCCCAGUGGGUUGUGAAGCAGGGCCAAACCCUCUUCAUUUCCCCUCUCCCUACUCCAUGACCUCUUUGGAAUCUUCAGCUUCUGAAGUGAAUGUCUCUGCCCACCCCAGCUCUCCCCAUGGAGUCUCCUGCCUCGGUGCAGUCUCCACUCUGACCCUUACCCACUCCUGUGCCAUCGUGUCUGUGAGACGGUUGCCUCCCCCUCAUCUUCACUGGGCCAGCCUACACAGAGGCGGGAGCACUCCAUUCUGUCCCCAUUGGACCUUCUUCCUUUGUGGUCUUCUCCUUCUCCACCCCAAAUUGACCAGUGGACUCGUCCAUUUUGUGGAACAAUUUCCCACCCUGACGUCCAUGGAUUCAGUGGAUUCAUUGUGAGGAGGACUCCUCGUGCUGUGCCUGGAAGCUGGUGCCUGGAACGCUCCUCCCAGGCUCUUCCUGGGAAUACUCCUCAGCACCUUCACCCUCCUUCCGCGUGGAGCCUCCUUUCAGUGGAGGCUGGACUCUUCUCACUCAGAAGUCUCAUCCCUGCCUACGCCCAGGUGCCCAGGAGUGAGCACUCUUCUGGAUGCCAGUUUGGUCUUCACAUUUCUGCUUCCCCUGUCCCCAUGGUACAUUUCUUCUGUGGCCCUGGCCCCACCCAUCCUCCUGCAGCCCUGAUACACCAUUCUAACCAGACAAGGAGCAAGAGGCAGCCAGCAGGUGCUGUACUCACUGCUCCCUAGAGGGCUGGGGGGGAAAGCACUGAACCCUGGCUGGAGGGGAUGGCUUUAAUUUAUUUCUUUCUUUUGAGAUUUCCCCCCUCUGAGCCAGUUUUCAUUUCCUGCCUGUGGCAUUAGCCUCUCCCUGCCUCCUAUCCCAGACCUGUGCCCACAACAGGGAGAGGCUGGGAACAAAAGGAGAGGGUGGGACUUAGUUUUAUGUAAUUGGUUUUUAUUAAUUAUCUGGAUAACAGCAAGGAACCAGAAUAAAGAUUGAGAGAUCUGGA
Messenger RNA from Pteronotus mesoamericanus, 4515 nucleotides. It is a transcript of the gene AGPAT1, whose product is annotated as 1-acylglycerol-3-phosphate O-acyltransferase 1. The transcript has 7 exons. The record is from RefSeq and is a predicted model, not a curated record. Gene Ontology annotation, biological process: phosphatidic acid biosynthetic process. Lineage: Eukaryota; Metazoa; Chordata; Mammalia; Chiroptera; Mormoopidae. The coding region runs from base 2627 to 3490 and encodes 287 amino acids. Gene Ontology annotation, molecular function: 1-acylglycerol-3-phosphate O-acyltransferase activity. Gene Ontology annotation, cellular component: membrane; endoplasmic reticulum.